This is a messenger RNA of Plectropomus leopardus (leopard coralgrouper), 3207 nucleotides long. RefSeq names its product ras homolog family member H (gene rhoh). Lineage: Eukaryota; Metazoa; Chordata; Actinopteri; Perciformes; Serranidae. Gene Ontology annotation, molecular function: GTPase activity; GTP binding. Gene Ontology annotation, biological process: small GTPase-mediated signal transduction. The record is from RefSeq and is a predicted model, not a curated record.
CAAGCCAGAUUGCUUAGUUUUCAAAGGGUUAACAUAUAACACCUACAAACAGACUUUUAUCAGUCAGUGGAGUUAUCCUUUAGAAAUCCAAUAAUAUACAAUCAUCAGAUCUUAAGUUCGGGGUGGCUUUUUUUUUCAGAUUCCAUCAUCUGUAUGAACAGAGCAACAAGCACAAAAUCUUCUUAAAUAUUUAAUUAGUGCCAGCUGUGAGCUCUGCUGUUCUGUGAUAAAAUGGUACAAAUUCACAGAAGAAAAGCAGCCGUAUUGUGAUGUGCAGCUGGUGUGGGGGAGGUGAGCAGCAGAUAGGAGUCACUCCUCCACACUGCAGCGAGCGGAUGUCUCUUACUUUUCGUUUCUCUCCUACUUUGUCACUUUUCUCCUCUUCUCACCAGCCUCAGCAUUGUUCAACAAGUGUCAAAAUAUUAACCAGCAACUAAUCAGUUUAUAUUUUAUUAAAUGGCAUUUUAGGGCACUCAGUUUGACUUUUUAAAAUAAUAACAGCUUGGAGUUUAAAGGUUUUUUUGUGUGUUUUUAUGUCCGCGCUGUGAGGCUUCAAAGGCGGCAGCAGCAUCCGCCUGUUAUAGAUCGACAAAACUGACAAGGAAGAUUUCCAUCCUCAGCUCUGAGAGGUUGGAUCUGUUUGGACGGAAUGAUUAUUAGAGAGAAGGACCAAUGUUUGCUGAGACCCAGCAGAGGUGAGACGAGCCGAGAGGCCUGAAGAGCAAAGACGUGAUGUGAAGCGUUUGUGAAGCUGAAGAACUGCUGACCACAUACCUGCUCUGCGUGAGAGGCGAGAGACAUUAUAGGUCAGUUCAACAAGCUGAUACUUGAAAUCUCCAGGAAUGGAUUUUUCACUUGCACCCGGAAGUAGAGCUCACACAGUUGAGUGAUCGUUGCCUUUGACUACCUGAUCAAUAAGUUCCAGAGACACUACCCCGAAGACUUUUUCCACAAACAUCUUGAGGAUCAUUAGAGGCAACCAUGAAUGGUCUGGAAGAGAUGUCCAUAAAGUGCGUUCUGGUCGGGGACAGUGCCGUGGGCAAGACGGCCCUGCUUGUCCGCUUCACCUCAGAGACCUUUCCGGACACCUACAAGCCUACGAUUUUUGAGAACACAGGGGUGGAGGUGUACAUGGAUGGGGUUCAGAUCAGCCUGGGGCUGUGGGACACUGCAGGCAACGACAACUUCAGACAGAUCCGCCCGAGAUCCUACCAGCAUGCCGACAUCGUCCUCAUCUGCUACUCCGUGGCCAACCCGAACUCUCUGGCCAGCGUCCAGCAUAAGUGGAUCGCUGAGGUUCGAGAGAACUUGCCCAAGGUGCCGGUGCUUGUCGUGGCCACCCAGACGGAUCUGCGGGAGGUGGGGGUGCAUCGGGGCAGCUGCAUCUCAGCAGCAGAGGGGAGACGCGUGGCUCAUGAGGUCCACGCUAAAGGCUACCUGGAGUGCUCGUCCUUGAGUAACCGUGGCGUGCAACAAGUGUUUGAGCAUGCGGUGCGGACGGCCGUAAACCAGGCCAGGAAACAGGCCAGGAAGCGGAUGUUCAGCAUAAACCAGUGCAAGGUCUUUUGACCUUUGACUUUGACUUGGUAGGCGCCUGAGCCUUCAUGAAAUGACUUCCUUUAAGCAUCUAAGCGUGCUGUUCAAACUUAGUGAGGAGCCUGCAGAGCUACAAGAACCCAAAGUUGUAUUUCUGUUAUAUACGCAGGGUUUGUCUUCACUAACAGGGCGUCCUGGGAGUCCAAGACUUCCCUAAACUCACACCGUAUUUAAAAAUGACAACACUUGUAGUCAUGCAAAUGUACAAAAGUUCUACUUUUGUGUGAUCCUGGAAAAGAAAAUUUUUUUUUAUUCUGAUCUGUUUUUGAAGUGAACCGCAGAACAUCACGGAGGUAUUUUUAGAUAGAUAUUUCUUUUGAACAUGUAAAAGAAACAAACACAUGGCAAUAACAAAAAUGGAUGAUAACCAACACAAAAUAACUUUAUUGAUUCAAAUAAGCAACAAACAUUUUACAUGUUGGAAAAGGAGUAGGAGGAAGUAUAAACUUAUUAUUUCAUACCCUUUCUCAGCUAAUCAGUUAGUACAUUUGUGAACUUCAUCUCUAACACGUUACACUUACAUAUUUACAUGCACAUAAUUACAUACAUACGAACAUACACACACAUAUCCAAAAACAUACAUAUAUACAGUGUGUACACAUAUAUUUAUUCACGUACACGUAUAUAUGUCCCACUGAAUGUACACAUACACACAUACAUCCAUAUUUAUAUAUAUUAAACAUAAUAUGUGUACAUACAUGUGUAUGCACCUGCACACAACCCAACACACAAUAUACACUCUCAAAUAGCUGUGAACGUCUUACUUAAAUGAAAACAUCUGAAGGUUUAAAAUCAAAGGUUUCAAAGUCAAAUAAGAUAAAAGUUUUACCCUCAUGCUCCUAAAACAUAAUUAAUAUGAAUUCGGUAAAUAAUGAUGAGAGCAACUGGGUCCAUUUUUGGUGCAUUGGGCUCUAUUUAUUGCAUUUUCAUUAUUAUUUCUCCAGAGUGUUUAAGACUUUAUUAGACGUGAACUGGGAAUAAACAGUCAAUAUGUCAAAGCAGGAUAUAUGUUUCUGGAGGUUAUAUGUUGAUUUUAUAUAAAUCUGCAAAUUCUUUUUUUUUUUUUUAAAAAAAAAAAAAAGCAUGUUUGUAUUGUUUGAAAUGGUUACUCGGACAUCAGUUGUAUUGAAACGAAAUCUGCAUUAUAGUUGGUAUGUAUCAGUCCUUAAAAAAGAAAACCUAAAAUGUUUGUAUUGAUAUACAAAAUAUAAUUAAGGUAUUUUUUACUGGUAGAGGAUCUAAAAUCAAAAAGAAAAAAUCUGCCAUUAAAAAGUGGGACAUGAAACAUCAACAUUAUUUAAAAUUUUGACACCUCACAUUUUUCUGAAACCAUAUGCCACGAGGCUCUAUUUUUGUGUAAACUGUAUUUUUUAUUUAUUUAACAGUAUACCUCCUUUUAGAAAGUACCUGAAAAAUAUUAAGACAAUACUGUCGAUGUAUCUUGCAAACUAUCCCUAAAUUCAAUUUAAGGAUUUAACAUAUUGAAACUAUUUUUUCAAUAUAUAUUUUUUUUAAUUUAUAUCUGUACAGUUUCACCUGUGGUGAAUGAAAACCUGUGAAAAUCAUCUUAUAAUCUACAAGUGUUUGAAAUAUAAUAAUUUUGCCAAAUAA